CCCCGUUGUCAAUGGUGGAGCAAGAGUGGAGAAAGAAUUAAAAGCAAGGGUGAAGUUUUUAAAAGCAGCAGAAAAAGUGGAGAGCUCAUAGUAGAAGUUUAUGCAGUCGUUUAAUUUUCAUAAUUUUUUCAGUUAGUCGUUUAUUUGUACUUUGCUUUGAGUUUAAACAAUUUUAUAGUUACUACUGCUGUGAAUUCUAAGCUCUAUCGCCGCUAUUGCCACAGUUUGGUGCUGUAACCGCACAACGACUUUUCCUGCAUAUACGGCAUUAAAUAGGGAGAAAGAUUUUAAUAAACAAAAAGCAAAAUGAUUAAAUUAAAGAAUUUAUCGAAUGUUGUCAACAACACAACAGUACGUGCCAUAGCUACCUCAGCACCACUCAACGAAGCCGACUCAUGGUUUUCCAAGUUGUUGGUGCGUAAAAUUGAGCCAACUAAAGAAUCGCACAGUCGAAUGCUUAGUGAUAAGGAAAUCAUUUAUGCCUUGCAUACGCACAAUGUACGUCCCGGUUAUAUGGAUGAUUAUUUGAAAAAUUACAAAACUUCAGUACAACUGGUGAAUGAUAAGAAAGCGAAUUUGUCGUGCAAUUUAGUCGCAUCAUGGACCGUGCAUGUUGGUGAUAUGGAUCAAUGUUUGCAUUUAUGGAAAUACACUGGCGGCUUUGAGAAGAUCGAUAUCGCCAAGGAAGAUUUGUGGCAUGAUGAGGAGUACGUGAGUUUAAUGAAUGAGCGCAUAAAGUACUUACGUUCACGUCAUUUACAAUAUCUACUGGCAUUUAGUUAUUGGCCAAAAAUUGAAUUUCGUCCAGGCAAACAUAUCUACGAAAUGCGCUCAUAUCGUUUAAAACCUGGCACAAUGAUCGAAUGGGGCAACAAUUGGGCGCGUGCCAUUAACUUCCGUAAACAUAACAACGAAGCUUUUGCUGGUUUCUUCUCACAAGUAGGCCGGCUUUACAAUGUGCAUCAUAUUUGGUGCUACAAGUCCUUAUUGGACCGCAAGGAGACACGUGAAGCUGCCUGGCGCUCUCCUGGUUGGGACGAGUGUGUCGCCUAUACUGUGCCACUUAUAAAAGAUAUGCAUACACGCAUUUUAGCUCCUACUGAGUUCUCGCCAACACAGUAGAGCCAACGUAAGCAUAAACCGUAUAUAUUGUUACAAAUAGCAAACUUUUUAGUGCCUCCAGCUAAUUUAUUUUUAAAUAACUAUUGAGUUUUUGAUAUAUACACACACAUAAAUGCUAUGAAUUGAUAAAAUAAUCGUUGAAGGCGUGAACGCACAAUAUUUAAGCCAACUACAGUAAUGCUUCCA
Bactrocera tryoni is the source of this 1308-nucleotide messenger RNA. It is a transcript of the gene Nipsnap, whose product is annotated as protein NipSnap. The record is from RefSeq and is a predicted model, not a curated record. Lineage: Eukaryota; Metazoa; Arthropoda; Insecta; Diptera; Tephritidae. The transcript has 7 exons. Bases 307 to 1122 code for a protein of 271 amino acids. Gene Ontology annotation, cellular component: mitochondrion.